GGGGCGGGGACUACCGCUGGACCUGGGGAGACCGCCCGCCCGGCUCGCCCGGGCUCGCCCGCUGCUCGCCAGCGCCUGGAAGGAGGCGAGAAUUCGAACGCUUCCACGGCUGGCUACUUAGAGUCCUAGUCGCAGGUUGCCUAACAUUGCGGCUGGCUUUCGUAGUACAGACACGUCGUUUCUUUUUAGUACUACCGAAGACACAGACUAGCCGUCAAGCUGGCGGAAGCAAUGGUUCACAUACAGAAAGGCGAGCUAACACAGGAGGAAAAGGAGCUGCUGGAAGUCAUCGGAAAAGGUGGAUUCUUUACCAGCUGAGCCUCCAGGGAAGCCUGAAACUCACACAUACCCAGAUCUCAUGACCGUCUGAUGGAUUGCUGGAAACAGAAAUGUCAUGUACUGUCCAAGAAGCUGGAACAUUAUUAGCCAGCAAGAAUGUUCGUGUCAACUGCUUGGAUGAGAAUGGAAUGACUCCUCUAAUGCAUGCUGCAUAUAAAGGAAAACUUGAUAUGUGCAAAUUACUUUUACGGCAUGGAGCUGAUGUAAAUUGUCAUCAACAUGAACAUGGAUACACAGCCCUCAUGUUUGCUGCACUUUCUGGUAAUAAAGACAUCACGUGGGUAAUGCUGGAAGCUGGUGCCGAAACAGAUGUUGUCAACUCUGUCGGAAGAACAGCAGCUCAGAUGGCAGCCUUUGUGGGUCAACAUGAUUGUGUGACUAUAAUCAACAAUUUCUUUCCUCGAGAGAAACUGGAUUAUUACACUAAGCCCCAGGGACUGGAUAAAGAACCGAAACUGCCCCCAAAGUUGGCAGGCCCACUGCACAAAAUCAUCACCACAACAAAUCUUCAUCCUGUCAAGAUUGUGAUGCUUAUAAAUGAGAAUCCUCUGCUGGCAGAAGAAGCAGCUCUGAAUAAAUGCUACAAGGUGAUGGAUUUGAUUUGUGAGAAAUGUAUGAAGCAAAGAGACAUGAAUGAAGUACUGGCUAUGAAAAUGCAUUACAUCAGCUGUAUCUUUCAGAAAUGUAUUAACUUCUUAAAAGACAGAGAGAAUAAAUUGGACACUCUGAUCAAAAGCUUGUUAAAAGGCCGAGCUUCUGAUGGCUUUCCAGUAUAUCAAGAAAAGAUCAUUCGAGAAAGUAUCAGAAAAUUUCCUUAUUGUGAAGCUACUCUCCUCCAGCAGCUGGUGCGAAGCAUUGCUCCUGUCGAAAUCGGUUCUGACCCCACUGCAUUCUCUGUGCUCACCCAGGCCAUCACUGGUCAAGUGGGUUUUGUGGACGUUGAAUUUUGCACUACCUGUGGAGAAAAAGGAGCAAGUAAGAGAUGCUCAGUGUGCAGAAUGGUAAUAUACUGUGAUCAGACCUGCCAGAAAACACACUGGUUUGCACAUAAGAAAAUCUGUAAGAAUCUCAAGGACAUUUAUGAGAAGCAACAGUUGGAGGCUGCCAAGGCAAAGAGUGAAGAGGAGAACAAUAGCAAACUUGAUGUCAAUUCUAAUUGUGUUGGUGAAGAGCGGCCGGAGGAGGCUGAAACGACAAUCUGCCAAGAGGAUGACAGUCCUAAGAAUUCUGAGGAAGGCGAGAAAGAAUCCCUGCAGAGUGAUGCUGGGCUGGAAGGCUUACACGAGGCUGCUGUAGGUCCGCAGGUGUCUGAGGAGUAAGGGCCAGAGCAAGUGUCUGAGCAAGCGCGGACAGUCCUCACCUGGCAGGUAGCUGGGAACUCACACGAUUGCGUCCUCCUUAGCUCCACACCUGCCUGCCACUGUGGCGGGAUUCCACAUUUCACAGAAUACGUGCUCUCCAACAAGACCCUGUCCACCACGCCCUGACUUCAUACUGAUUCGUUCUAUAAUAGGACAGAUAUUCCUAGAGAGAAAAACUUUUUUUUUUUCAAAAUGCAGGAGAAACAUUUCUAUUCCCUUUCUGAGGCAGGCUUCCCAGCAGUUGUUCUCAAAGGAAAAUAAAUUUCCUUUUAAAAAAGAAAUAUAUGUUCUUGGGAACAAAGAGGCAAGCAGAACAGUUGUAGGAGAGGAAAUUUUCAGGAAAAGAAAAAUUUUAUAGCCAUACAGAUGGGUAGUUAAAAGAAUCAUAACUUAUAUGUAAAUAAAAUGCUUUGUAUAAAUAGCAUUUAUGGUAAAGUGCUACUUCUUAAGAUGCAAUGAAAUGAAGAAAACCUACAUGUUAAAGGAGCUCUGACAUAGUUCAGCUAAUGGUAGUUUUCUAUAGAAUUUAUCCUGAGCAGACUGAACUUUAUGUAGUUCCUGCAGUGACAUUUUAUCUACAGUAUUUGUACCUUCAGAAAUGUCAGAUCCCCCAGGAGGAACUAAGGUAUAGCCACAGUUAUCUCAGCAUGUGCAUUAAAAAAAGAUGUUUGAUGAAACUGUUGGUUAAACAAAGGCUGAACAUACUGUGUCCACAGUUACUAUAAAGCUGAUUCAUGUGCCAUUUUCCACUUGAAAGGCUGUGACCUUCCUGUAAGCUUUUCAUGGAGUGCUUCUUGUCCACAAACUGAUUUAUAACUGUCAUUUGUAGGCUGUGCUGGCAUCGGUUUUUAGUGUCUGAGUAUUUAAAUUGAGCUAGAGUGAGAUUUGAAGAUAGUGCUGUGUUUCAAAGUUCCCGUGUGUUGAUUGUAAAAUAAAUUGUGCCUACUAAUAGAGCCAAUUUAAAUCUUUUUUCAUAGUUUAUUGCUGUCAGGGGGUGGCAAAUGGUAAAGAAAUAUUAGAGAACAUAAAACAUUUUAGGAAACAGCAAAUACUGGAGAAUACAGUAAUAAUUAUUUUAAUAUUUACAGUUGUGAAUCAGAAUGACAAGAACUCUCACCUCACUUCACUGAUCAGAUCUUCUGUCUUGCUGCUUUUUUUCUUCUUUACACUCAGUUACUUUUCUCCCAGCCCCAACACGUACAUCUUCUGUUAACCCUGUAGCGUGCUGCUGUAGGAAGACUUCUUGUGAGUAAAGCACUGUUUAGGGUUAAGUGGGUAGGAAUUCAACAGGCAGAUUUUUCCUGCACUUGUGAAUCAUGACAAGCCCCUCUCCUCUAUUGAAAUCCCUCAAUCUACACACACUGAUGAACGUUUAUCUUUGACUAGAAAAAUGGCCCUCCCAGGCCUUCCUCUUCCACAAGUAAAUUUUUAACCCGAGUUCACUGAUUUUAAUUACUUUUUGGGUAUGUGGUAUCAUCAUGGUCCCUGUUUUUGGAUAGCAUGAAAGGUUAUGAAAAAGCUGAAGGGAGUAGGAGAAUCGAGAUGUGGCAACGUAGAGGAACUUUUCUCUUUAUUGAGAUGAAUGCUAAUAUGAGUCAGAACUCCAACAAAACUACAGCUGACAUUAGCAGUAACUUUCCAGUUGGACAAAGAGGACUUCAGAUAUAAGCCAUGUCAGUAUCAAAAGUUCUAUAGACAUAUUUCAGGGAAGGGUUGGUCAGAAAGUGGAGUUUUAGAAAAAUAAGGUUGGUUCUGAUGGUAUUCUUUGUCAUAAAUAACCAAAAAUAGAUGAUUCCAUUAUAACACCAUCAAAACAGGUGGUCAUCCAGCUACCUUUUCUUUCAUUCUUUUUUUUACCGUAUUGAAUUAUUUUCAAUAUGCCAUCAAGAAACUUUUCUCAAAAACAAGACCUAAAGGAUUAGAAUAGUCUUACUAUUGUAAUAUGUCUUGUACUCAGAGCUGAUAUAAUAGAAUAUUAAAUUAGCCAAUGGGUUUUUUCGGAAAUUGGAUUGUGCUUUUUGACCCAGUGGUGGUUUAGUUGCUAAAUCGUUUCUGACUCUUGCAACCCAAUGGACUGUAGCUUGCCAGGCUUCUCUGUCCUUGGGAUUUCCCAGGCAAGAAUACUGGAGUGAGUUGCCAUUUCCUUCUCCUGGGGAUCUCCCAAACCCAGGGAUCAAACCUGGGUCUCCUGCACUGCAGGCAGAUUCUUUACCAACUAGGUAAUAAUAAUAGCUAACACUGAAAGCUACUGUAUCUCUGAAGUUAUUUUAAUAUUCACAACAACCCCAUGAAUUAGGCUUCAUUUUAUACCCUCACAGCACAGAUAAGUAAGUUAAAGUCUAAAACGGCCCACUCAGUCAUCCAAAAGUACAGAGUUGGAACUCAACAAGGUCUGCAGUUUGACUACAACAUUGUACACUCUUCAUAUGUUACCACUGCUGUAGUUUCUCUGCAGACAUGAGAUAAUAAUAGAGCUCUGUAGACAAGCCAUUAUUUUAUAGGAUGAGGUGGGUAACCCCUCAGCCCUUAAAAAGAUGACUGAUUUUAGUCACCCAUCAUGUUUAUGAGUUUACUUGAGUUUUAAUGUUAUUGGAUAUUAAACUUAACAGAAAUACUUGAGUAGUUCUGCAGUGUUUUUAUCUUCUUAGGGCCAUCUUCCCUGCUUCUGAAGCAAAUCAGUUCCCUUCUUGAGUGGGAGAUAGAUGUCUUCCUAAUCUCUCAGUUUUAUAACAAUCAGUAGUGACCUGUUUUGUUGGCCACAACGAGGCCCAUCAGAGUACCUCUCAGAGAUUUUACAUUCCUGAAUCCAAAGAAGAAGGGUUUUUGUUUGUUUCUCCCUUGGGAUGAUCAUAAAUUAUAGGGAUUCAGUUCAGAAGCUGACAUGUGGCGGUACCUAGGAGAAGGCAGCCACAGAGUACAUACAGAUGAGAGAGGGAUACAAGGAGGGAAGGGUGUCGAAUUCACUGGGUUCUGACAUGGUCCACACUGGGUUUGCUUCGUUUGGUUACAUGAGCAAAUUUCUCACUUGGCUUUCUAUAAAUCAGAAGCAAAGAACUAAGACUUUAUUUUGGGGGGCUCCAAAAUCACUGCAGAUGGUGAUUGCAGCCAUGAAAUUAAAAGACGCUUACUCCUUGGAAGGAAAGUUAUGACCAACCUAGAUAGCAUAUUAAAAAGCAGAGACAUUACUUUGCCAGCAAAAGUCCGUCUAGUCAAGGCUGUGGUUUUUCCAUUGGUCAUGUAUAGAUGUGAGAGUUGGACUGUGAAGAAAGCUGAGCGCUGACGAAUUGAUGCAUUUGAACUGUGGUGUUGAAGAAGACUCUUGAGAGUCCCUUGGACUGCAAGGAGAUCCAACCAGUCCAUCCGAAAGGAGAUCAGUCCUGGGUGUUCAUUGGAAGGACUGAUGUUGAAGCUGAAACUCCAGUACUUUGGCCACCUCAUGCGAAGAGUUGACUCAUUGGAAAAGACCCUGAUACUGGGAGGGACUGGGGGCAGGGGAGAAGGGGACGACAGAGGAUGAGAUGGCUGGAUGGCGUCUCGAUGGACAUGAGUUUGAGUAAACUCCGGGAGUUGGUGAUGGACAGGGAGGCCUGGUGUGCUGCGAUUCAUGGGGUUGCAGAGUCGGACACGACUGAGCAACUGAACUGAACUGAACUGAAGACUUCCUUGAAAAACUUAAUGGAAUCAAAUUUCAAAAGUUAAAUGUAUAUAAAUAUAAUUAAAAGGAAAACAAAGGCAUAUAAAAGUUUUGAGAUUAUAUGCUCUUAGAAAAAGCACAAAGGCAGGUCAGGUUUUGGGUUACAGUUACCAUUUUGGUUGGAAAAGCUACCACUGCAAGGUGUUUUUGCAUCUCUUAAUGUUUAUUUUGGAAAAGCAUAUCUGUUUGCAAUUGUUUAGAAAUUAAUAUUGUUUAUGUAAGCUGUGAUAAUAUUAAAGCAUCAUUUGCAUGGACAAAAAGCAAGAUCUUAAUUUAGUAAAAACAACUUUCUUCUUCCUGCUAAUAAUGAUUGAAUACUUUAGCAGAUAAAUAGAUUUCCCCCCAAAAAGGUGGCUCUAGUUUCUAUGUCCUUUAAAGACAAAAUUCUAGUUUUAUAAAUCAAUAAAGGCAUCUUUUUAAAUGGU
This is a messenger RNA of Dama dama (fallow deer), 5819 nucleotides long. It is a transcript of the gene ANKMY2, whose product is annotated as ankyrin repeat and MYND domain containing 2. NCBI's taxonomy places the organism in Eukaryota, Metazoa, Chordata, Mammalia, Artiodactyla, Cervidae. The transcript has 11 exons. Gene Ontology annotation, molecular function: protein binding. The record is from RefSeq and is a predicted model, not a curated record. The coding region runs from base 390 to 1658 and encodes 422 amino acids.